CGACGAAGCAAACGAUGAAGGGCUUAUCAUCUGGUCCAUAAACCCUAAUUUCUAUUUAUUUUGUUGUUUUUUUCUUCUCUCACCCAGAUCCUUAAAACGUUCAUCGAUCUUCACCAGACAUUUAGUAAGAGCGAAUAAAUUUCCCUAUCAUUUUCUCGGAUCCGAUCAGACAGAUCGCCGGAAUCGUUUCAAACUCCGGUGGUUCUGUUUUCGGUAACUGCAUUGCGUUGUCAUCAAAUGUAUUCUCUGAUACUCCACGGAAGAAGCUUGAUCCAAUUUCCGAAACGGCGUAGCUUUACUCUUUCAGUAACCCUUUUCCAAAACGCAUCCACUUCCUUCUCCACCUCCUCAACUCCCCUCGCUGACGUGAGCCCUAGAGAUGCUCGAAAAGGCAAGAACUUCACUGUAUCUUACCUCGUCCGUUCACUUGGUUUAUCCACAAAACUCGCCGAUUCGAUCUCGAGAAGAGUCAGCUUCGAUGACAAGACCAACCCCGAUUCCGUUCUCAGUCUUUUCAGGAGCUACGGGUUCACAGACUCUCAGAUCUCCACCAUCAUCACGGACCACCCGCGAUUGCUUUUACUAGACGCUGAGAAACUACUAGCUCCCAAGCUUAACUCCCUGCAGUCUCGAGGAAGAGGAGCUGAUGAGCUCACUGAGAUCGUUUCGAAAGUUCCGAGAAUCUUGGAUAAGAGAGAAGGCAGAUCCAUCAACCUGUACUACGACGUCGUCAAAGAGAUCGUUGAAGCGGAUAAGAUUCCCAGAGAGUCAUGUAGUAGUAGUAGGCGGGGGAACAAAAUGAGAAACGUUUUGGUUUUGAGAGAUUUAGGCAUGCCUCAGAAGCUCUUCUUGCCCUUGCUUAUCUCCCUCGCCGAACCCAUCUGCGGGAAAGAAAGAUUCGAAGUGUCUCUCAAGAAGGUCAUUGACAUGGGCUUCGAUCCCACAACCUCGAAGUUCGUCACUGCUCUGCGUAUGCUUUACCAGAUGAGCGACAAGACGGUCGAAGAGAAAGUUAAUCUCUAUAAAACGUUGGGGUUUGCUGUCGGAGACGUAUGGGAGAUGUUCAAGAAGUAUCCGUUCUCUCUGGCUUACUCUGAGAAGAAGAUAACGAGGACGUUUGAGACGUUUCUAGGGUUAGGAGUGACUAGAGAGGAGUUCGCGGGGAUGAUCAUGAGCAGUCCUCAGUGCAUUGGGUUUUCCGCGGAGGCGUUGAGGAGGAAGACUGAGUUUCUGGUGGAGAAGAUGAAUUGGCCGCUUAAGGCUCUUGUUUCGCGGCCUCAGGUGUAUAACUACAGCAUGGAGAAAAUGAUUGUGCCGAGGAGUAACGUGAUCGGAGCUCUCAUGUCCAGAGGGUUGCUCGGAGAUGGAGUAAGUGAACAACCCCCUCCGCUGCCGUCGGUUUUUGCGUGUGCAGAGCAGGCGUUUUUAAACAGGUAUGUGCUCAAGGUGGAUGACGAGGAGCUUGUGGCUGAGCUGAUGGCUAUCUUCAAUGCAGACUCUGCUUCAUAGAUAUUGAUGUUGACAAUGGUACGCCAAGACUAUUGGUGAGGGUAGUAAACAGGAGAAUGCAGUCAGAACUCAGAAAUAUGUGAAUAAGGCGUGCUCAGAAACAUUUCUAGGCCUAGGAUUCAGCAGGGAUGAGCUUGUGAUGUUGGUCAAGUGCCGCCAUCCUCAGUGUCUUAAUCAUUUUGCAGUGUCGGUGGAAGAAGAUUGACUUUAUGGUGAAGAAGAUGAAUUACCACCAAUACGGUCUGUUUUGUUGAAUACUGAUGAGCUGCUCUUAAAAAGGUAUGUGAAGAAGCAUGAUGACAAGGAGCUUGAUGACUUAGCUGAUGGUGAAUAUCUCCACUGCAGAUAUUUGCUUCAUAGAUCAGAAGGCUUGGUAAGGACCUUUAUUUGUUUAUGUUAAUUUUAUAUUUGUUGCUGAAUCUUUUGCCGUUGAAGAAGAACUUUAAUAUAUAACUGCUUGAUCCCAAA
Raphanus sativus (radish) is the source of this 1977-nucleotide messenger RNA. Its product is annotated as transcription termination factor MTERF2, chloroplastic. Bases 238 to 1509 code for a protein of 423 amino acids. Gene Ontology annotation, biological process: regulation of DNA-templated transcription; chloroplast organization. Gene Ontology annotation, molecular function: double-stranded DNA binding. The record is from RefSeq and is a predicted model, not a curated record. The transcript has 2 exons. Lineage: Eukaryota; Viridiplantae; Streptophyta; Magnoliopsida; Brassicales; Brassicaceae. Gene Ontology annotation, cellular component: chloroplast.